Molecule: messenger RNA, 480 nt
Organism: Anthostomella pinea
Lineage: Eukaryota; Fungi; Ascomycota; Sordariomycetes; Xylariales; Xylariaceae
Source: the annotation of a GenBank genome assembly
AUGAAGACGUUUUUCGCAAACCUUGUCACUCUGGCUGUCGCAGCUCUGUCGGUUACCGCUCGACAAACUGGAGAACAGGGCUCAGCCGCUGCCCCAGCUGUCAAGAGAGAAUCACUGUCUGAGGUCAUCGACGACAUGCACCCCAAAACGGACAGCUACUUCGCGCCCGAGAUCAAGCACGGUCAGCUCCAGGACAAACUCUUUAUGUUCGGUGCGGAUGGGUCUAAGGAAGACGGCAAGCACCUUGACCAUGAUGCUUUCGCGCAACUGAAAGCACUGCUGCAACCCAACCAGGAGCGUGCGGUCCGCUUCAGCCCCGCUCACAACGGGGACCUCUUCAAGAGAACCUGCACCGACAGGACUAUUUGCGAGGACCCUGAUGAGUGCGCGGAUGGCUGUAACACUUGCCGCAUCCGUACCACGAGUCACACCGUUGACGGAAAAGAAGUCCUCAUUAGGCUUGGAGAGUGUCUGGCGUGA